Lindgomyces ingoldianus is the source of this 3185-nucleotide messenger RNA. RefSeq lists its product as uncharacterized. Lineage: Eukaryota; Fungi; Ascomycota; Dothideomycetes; Pleosporales; Lindgomycetaceae. The transcript is spliced from 4 exons. The record is from RefSeq and is a predicted model, not a curated record. The coding region runs from base 300 to 3041 and encodes 913 amino acids. Gene Ontology annotation, biological process: regulation of Rab protein signal transduction. Gene Ontology annotation, cellular component: cytoplasmic vesicle.
CUCAGUCCUGCCGCAUGUCCCCCAAAAGCACCCAAGCCGCUCUCCUCCUCCCUUGCUGCACCUCUCCUCACUGCCCACCUGCAGCAAGGUGACCUCAGAGCCUUCAAUUGCACCUCGAGUGCUUUCUUCACGCUCUGCUGCUGUUUGUCUGCCCUUCACGCUCUCUAUCAUUCACUUUUUUGUUCGAAUGUCCGCUCCCCCCUCUUAGCAGCUGCUUCUAUAACUCGUGCCGUACUUUUUGCCUCCACGCACGGCCAACGUUGUCUUGAAGAUCAGUUUCGACGCCCGUCUUUCCCGCAAUGGCACCUUCUCUAAGCCUGCGUCCUCGCACUGGCGAGCGACCCUCCACUAGCCAAGGCGACACCAGCCUGAUUAUCCCCAGCAGGACUUCUUCCCUGCACUCAAGGAUUACUCAGCCGUUACCCUCAACUCUGAACAUUAAACAGGGCCAGAGGAGCCCCAAGACAUUGACCCACGCUUAUAUGGUAUGUGGUGUGGGAAGAGAGCCAUCUCAAUGGGUAAAGGCGCCCGCUCCGAGUCAGGGGAAGAUUGGACACAUGAAAGGCGCGGUUGGUACUUUUUGGCUUCCAGAGAUUCUAGGAAGCAGCCCGAGGUUGGAGCAAGAUAACGAGAUUGCAAGGUCUCUUCACGCCGCGAUGCGGGCUUGCUUCCCUCACGAUGUUGAGAUUUGCACAGGCAGGAGCCAGCCUCACUGCGUUCACCACUCGUUUGUCUUGCAGCAAGACUCGUCGCACACUCUCUAUGGCAUUGCUCUUCGCGUCUGGUCCCGCGCCGAUGAGAAGAGGGCCGAGACCAUUCGCGACUUGCGCAAGCGCAUCGAGCCCGACUUCUUCGACAACAGCGACGAAACGUACUGGAUCCCGUACUGUCUGAGUUUCCUUUCCCGGUAUCCCUUGUAUAAUCUGCUCGGCGAUUAUCUCCGUGGCAUGUGGAUUCAUUGGAACAAAGCCACCAAUCUUUUUCACGCCGAGGAGGUCUCCCGUAUCCUCAGCUUCCCCGCCCCGCGACUUAACGAUUUGGUCAGAAUCGACAUGAAAGACUACGCGUUGUGUUACCAAUUCCCCUCGUCGCCCACUGGAUUCCAGAAUUUCGCCAUGUGGCCACUGUUUACAUGCCUUUCCAUCCCCAAUAUUGUCGGGGUUAUGGAAGCCGCCGUUUCACCAACGCGACGAAUCAUUUUCGUUAGUCAUUACCCUGCGAUGCUCACAGUUGCUUCUGAGACUGUCCGAUUCUGUGUCAGGGUGUACGAAUGGAGUGGUCUGUAUGUUCCCGUCGUUCAUGCACGUCAUGUCAAGGAGCUAGUACAAGAACCGGGCCCAUACAUCCUUGGUGUAACCUCCGAAUGCCGCUCCCUGUUCACGGCCCCAACAGAUGCGCUGGUGGUUGACUUGGAUCGCAACUUCGUAUUGACUUCAAGCCCACCCACUGCACUUUCAGCUGGCCAGAGAUCCAAGAUGAUCAACCGACUUACGCAAGCUCUAAAUGGUGAUGUCUCACCAACUGGUGUUCCACAACAUUUACGGUCUGCGUACGGAGGCGGUAAGCUCAUUCCAGCCGGUCAGAUUAUCGUGAUGCGUGGCGAGGUGGAAAGUAUCCAGGAUCCAGACUGGUGGAAUCAAGAUGCUGUUAUGACUGUCAUGGACCACGUGUGCGAAAAAUUGGGACGAAACACGGGUGUGAAGGCCAUUUUCGGAGGUUCCGUCAAGAAGCCCUUGAUGACCAAGGUGUCAAUGCGCCAUUUGAACGAGAUCGUCAGGGAGCGUAAUCAAUAUUCCCGUGACGCGAUGGAGGCAUGGCAAGAUUUCAUCAACCUCAAAGGUCGCAUGGACACCGAGCUUUCCAAAGUCACUAAGAGGAACAAUUUCUUGGUCGAAGAGCUUGAGAGCUGGAAGCAACAGUUUCUCAAAUUCCAAGCCUUCGCUGAGCAGCUCACCAAGGAAACACAGGAGCUCAAAGUCAAGAUCGAAAAUCACAAACGUGAGAACCGUCGUCUUACUGGUCUUAUUGACCAGCAGAAGGACGAUGCUGCUCGUCUUACCGUCCGUUUGUCGGGCACAGAGAAGCAGCGUGACGAUGCUUUGGAGGCUCUCGUCCUCCAGCAAGAUAUUGCCGAAGAGCUCGAACGCGAGAGGAAGCGCAACAAGAAGGAACUGGGUGCCCUUCAACACACCAAUAUGGCCAUUUCUCGUCAACGCGAUGAGGCUCAACGCGUUGUUCUCCAUCUUCGCGCACUUAUUGAAGGUCAAACUCACCACAUGGAGCAUAUUGUCAAGUCGCUUAAUGGGAACCCUGAGCUUUCCAACUACAUCGAAGAGGGCUUCGAGGAUGUACCAGAAGAAGACGAGGAAGAGUACGAGCAAUCCAGCACACGCAUCGCUGUCAAGGAUGCUUCAGGGGUUGGCGCUAUUCGUGGUGUUGCUGGUGUUCAGGACCGCAAUGAAUCGAGAGCAAGCACAGUGGAUGGCAAGCAUCUCGAGGUUGGCCGCAAUUCCAAGCGCUACUCGACUCUCAGCAUGGUUGAUGUUGCCGACCGCCAUCUCCGUGACAAGACUGACGCCAUUGCGUAUAUUAUCCGAAAUAUUUCGGAGCAGUGCGCUGCUGCCGUCGAAGGCCUCCAGCUUGCCCAGCAGGCUGAUACCGACGACGAUAGUCACAGCGAGCGUCGGGCUAGCGUCGGCCAGUUGUCUUCAAAUGGCGGAAGGACACAGUCCACUCAAGGCAGUGAGUUCGGCGACGAUGAUAUGAGUCUUCGCCCAGGUCGCAACUCCAGCAUCCCCCCAACCCCAGAUCUUGUUCACAGGUCGAGCACUUCCAUGUCGAUCGCAAGUUCGUCAACAACACCCGACAGGCAUAGCUUGCAGCAUCGACCACAUGAGGAUGUCCCAGACGUCCCAACGCGCAUCGUUGAGCACGAUGAUGAACAUCUCGAAGACGAGAUCACCAACGACAUGGUUCCCGUGUCAAAGUAUGCACAGCCUCUUCCACGGCCAUCGCGCACCAACAUCCGAAGUGUGUCAUAGCAAAUAAAGAUCAGGGAAUUUCACUUGGCUUCCUCACGUUCCCGACUAAAGCGAGAAUAGGAUAGUUGUUUUGCUUCUUUUAUUUACGCCCCAUCGACCAAGUCGCGGAAUCGGUGUUUCUGGAUAUAUUUUUGUUUUCCUUUC